Anoplopoma fimbria (sablefish) is the source of this 2390-nucleotide messenger RNA. RefSeq names its product inositol polyphosphate multikinase b (gene ipmkb). Gene Ontology annotation, molecular function: inositol tetrakisphosphate kinase activity; inositol-1,4,5-trisphosphate 3-kinase activity. Bases 1 to 1497 code for a protein of 498 amino acids. The transcript is spliced from 6 exons. Gene Ontology annotation, biological process: inositol phosphate biosynthetic process. Gene Ontology annotation, cellular component: cytoplasm; nucleus. NCBI's taxonomy places the organism in Eukaryota, Metazoa, Chordata, Actinopteri, Perciformes, Anoplopomatidae. The record is from RefSeq and is a predicted model, not a curated record.
AUGUCAACAACUCAGCGUCAAGUGAUGAUGGACUCCUCUCUAGCUCUCGGAAGACUGGAACUGACCCCCAGUUCAGGCGCCGUUGGGGUCAGCCUGACCCCGCGGCUCUCCGUUGGGCACCCGGCGAAGGAGACGUGCGGUCAGCGGACACUGGGGCCACAAGGCCCGGGUCAUCUGAACGGCUGCGUCCCGCUGUCACAUCAGGUGGCGGGUCACAAGUAUGGAGUGGAUACAGUGGGCAUUUUGCAACAUCCAGACGGAACCGUCCUGAAGCAGCUUCAGCCUCCGCCCAGAGGUCCACGAGAGAUGCAGUUUUACAGCAUGGUGUAUGCAGAGGACUGCUGUGACCCAUGCCUUCUGCAGCUCCAGAACCAUCUGCCCAAGUACUACGGCACCUGGUCCUCUCCUGACAGCCCCAACGACCUGUACCUGAAGCUGGAGGACGUGACCCGGCGCUUCGUCAAGCCGUGCAUCAUGGACGUGAAGCUGGGCCAGCGGAGCUACGACCCGUUCGCCUCGCAGGAGAAGCGGGAACAGCAGAUCAGGAAAUACCCACUGAUGGAGGAGAUAGGCUUCCUGGUCCUCGGCAUGAGGGUGUUUAAGAUAUGCAGUGAUACGUUUGACUCCUACGACCAGCACUACGGGAGGGGACUGGUUCAGGACACCAUCAAAGACGGCCUGGCUACUUUCUUCCAUAAUGGUGUGAGUCUGAGGAAGGAUGCCGUGUCGGCCAGCAUCCAUAGAGUACAGUGCAUCCUCCGCUGGUUUGAGUCCCAGCAGCAGCUGGUCUUCUACGCCAGCUCCCUUCUCUUCGUCUACGAGGGGCUCCCCUCCUCUUCCUCCUCAUCCUCCCUUUCGUCCCUCCUCAGUACCCCGUCGGUCAGCCCAACUGUGAGGAGAACUGCCACUUUAUCAUCGGCGGGCGUCGGCAGUCGGGGCGGGGAGGGGAAAGCGAGGCAGGAAGGAGCGAGGCAGGAAGAGGAAGUAGCUGAGUACAACAACAACAACAUUCAGGUGCCGGCAUCGUGGGACUGCAGCCUUGCCACCAUUGACACCAACCACAGGAAAGGUAGCCACAACCCAUGUGCAAGGGGUCAUCUCCACUGCAACAGCUGUGACGGCGAUGCAGUGGACACGACCGCAAGCUCGGCUCCUGGAGAUAACAUCUCAACGCAGUGCGAAGAAGACAACUCCGCGUGGAAACGAACAGGCGAGUUGCGACAACCGCCAAACGGAAACGGAAACAAAUCACAACUGGAAGGCAAGGACGAGGACGGAGGGAGAGAAGACAGAGGCGGGAGGAGGCUUGAGGAGGAAGAGGAGCUGAAAGGACAGGGAGGUGAUGCAACAGAGGGGAGUGGAGGAGACACGGAGGUGGAGGUCCGGAUGAUCGACUUUGCCCAUGUUUUCCAGAGCGAGAGCCACGAUCGCGGCUACAUCUACGGCCUCAAACACCUGCUGACGGUGCUGGAGCAGAUCCUCUGUGACGCCGCCUAGAGCUCCACCUCCUCCCUACCUCCUCUUCUGCGCCUCACCUGUUCUGUGAACUGCCGUCUCCCUUCUGCCAACCCUCCUCUCUCCUCAAAACACGGACACCUUCAGAGGAGAGAAGGAAGAAUCAAAGGAGUGAAUAUUAAAACAGAGCCAUCGUCAUUGUCAUCAUCAUCUCACCUGUUUGUCACAAUCUGUCAGCCCUCUGUGUGUGUUUGUGUGUCUGUCUGUCAGCUGCUGACAGUUGUGUUUUCCCCCGAGAUCAGCAGCACUACAUGCACUAAUCAAUCCAUGAAGGCAUUGCGACCCUGUACUUAAACACAACAUCUUCAGCUGCACGAUUUACUGAUGCUCAAACGAGCUCUACAAUGUCACAUGACUUCACCUAUUGACAAACAUAUUGGUUGUAUCAUAGCCACUGGAAGAAGCUGGUUGUUUACUGUAUAAAAAAAAAAUGCAUAUCACUACACCUCAAAUUAGCUCUUGGGCUGGGCAAUAUGGAAAUAUAUGUCGCGAGCCAAAGGGAAUCUUUUUGCCUAUACCAGUUAUAGCUGUCCUCUGGUUGAACAUUGAGGAAAAUAUUGCAAAUCAGCACUGCACUGUUGUAUGGCAAUAUCCAUUUUACAUGAAUUAUGUGAUGAAGCAUAGUUCUUUAGAUUUUUCUGUUAUGCAAUUCCAGUGGUAACAUAGCCUCCCAACGCAUCCAUUGAAACACAAGAGUGUUAUGACACAUUAACACAUUAAUCAGAAAUGGAUCGGCCUUUAAUUGGCUCAUACAGUCCAUCAAAAACUAUUUGUGGCUCAGGCCAACUCCCGCUCUCGUGGAUCGUCCUCCAUUCUCCUGCACCAAGGGGUUCACCAGUGGGUUGGGUUGCCAUGGAGAUGCUGACAUACGACAG